Molecule: messenger RNA, 462 nt
Organism: Racocetra persica
Lineage: Eukaryota; Fungi; Glomeromycota; Glomeromycetes; Diversisporales; Gigasporaceae
Source: the annotation of a GenBank genome assembly
CAUACCGGAAAUAUAGUCAUUAAAAGUGAUGAAAGCUUCGAAGAUGGCAUUAGAGUAAUUAUCAUUGAUUUUGGAUUCUCUAAGGUUGUUUCUCGCAAUAGCAUAUCGCAUCAGGGAAUACAAUGUCAAAUAAACUUUAUGGAUCCUUAUAUUUUAAAUCUAUUAAACAAACAAUUUGGACAGAUAUAUAAUUAUCCAUCCGACAUAUAUAGCCUUGGUAUAAUAUUUUGGGAAAUUUCGAGCAAUGGCCAAAAAACACAAAUAGAGUGUAAUCAUAUUGCGACAAUGAUGAAGAGAAUAGACGGAGAACGGGAAAAACCAGUUGCUGGAUCUACUCGCUCUUUCGUUGAACUUUAUAAGAAAUGCUGGGAUCACGAUCCAAAUAAUCGACCUGAUAUUUAUCAAGUUUAUGAUUCAAUUCAUAGAGAUGAAAUUAUAUCGGGCGAAAUUUGGGAAUCUUAA